Molecule: messenger RNA, 2364 nt
Organism: Frieseomelitta varia
Lineage: Eukaryota; Metazoa; Arthropoda; Insecta; Hymenoptera; Apidae
Gene: swi2
Product: protein singed wings 2
Exons: 10
Coding region: 196-1596 (466 amino acids)
Cellular component (GO): plasma membrane
Molecular function (GO): protein binding
Source: RefSeq, a predicted model, not a curated record
GAUCAGCUUCGAUUUUCUCAUUAGCAUCACCAGCCCUCAGUCGACACUUGUACAUCAUUCGAACAUGGUCUUUCCAUUUCCUGUGUAUCCAAACGAUUAACGAACCGAUGGAAAACUCUUGACAAAAUAUAACGUUCUUGUUGAAUUCAGGCAAGGCAUUUUACUCUUUUUGUUAAGGACAAGAUUCAUUUGAAAAUGUGGAAAAUAUUGAGUUACGUUUAUUUGACAACGUUCUAUUUCUGGAUGAAACCGCCAUUUUCGUUGGCUAACAAGAAUGAAGAAAAUUGUGAUUUACGUCAAACAAAUUCAAACACGAGCGCUGAAUGCAAUUUCAAGGAACACGAUCACCGUUUGGUUUGUUUUCACGGUCUCGAGGAUAAAUGGAAGACCGGAGGUGAGAAGGUGCGAACGUUGGUGAUUUGCUAUUGGCCCAUGACGACCUUCGAUCCCCAGGACGUUCUUCAAGGAUUUUCCACUUUGAAGAAGUUAACGAUCAAAAACGGAAACUUGACUAAAUUGACGUCGCCUUUUUCAAACGAAUCCCGAUCGAUCGAGAAAUUGGAAGUGACUGGAACUAAAUUGAAGGAACUUCCAGAAAAUGUGUUUAUCAAUCUCUCGAAUUUGAAGACCCUGGAUUUUCGAAACAAUAGCCUCUCGGAGAUCGAUGUUGAAACUUUCAAUAUCCCCUCGUUACAUCACGUUUAUCUUUUUGGUAAUCCUUUGAAAUGUACGGAAAAUACGAAGUGGAUUCUAAACGGAGAAAAGGAUUCGUUAGGCCACAAAAUUGCCGAUAAAGAACAUUUACGUUGUACAGUUCCGUACGAUGGCAGAGCAUUGAUUCCAGUUGUAGAAAUAAUUAACGCGUUGAAAGAUGAAUGUACAAAGACUGUCUGCGAGUGUGAAUUGGUAUACGUGCUUGGUAACGGAGGAAAGCACAUUCAGAAGCAACUGAUGGCUUUCGCUUCGGUGAAUUGCAGUCAUCGUGGAUUAACUGAGAUGCCAAGUUUCUUACCUGCGAAUACUACCACUCUUUACUUAACUGGAAAUAAGAUACAGGAUUUAAAACCACUUACGACGAAUCCUGUGUAUAGAAGUGUAGAAGACCUGUAUUUGGACGAUAAUAUAAUCGAAUCGAUCGUUCAAUUAGAGGGAUCCAGUUGGGUGGAUCGUUUUCGAUUGCUCAGUCUUCGUGGAAAUAAAUUAACAGAUUUGCCUACGUAUGCUUUGCAAAAUGCAUUGCAGCACAAUGGAAAUGCAGUAAGUUUAUAUCUUGGAAAAAAUCCAUGGAGAUGCGACUGCCUUUUUACACCAGGAUUUCAGGAACUUCUCAUUGGGUAUACGAGUCUAAUAAAAGAUAUUAACGAUGUACGAUGCUCGGCUACGAGUGGAGAUGAUAUUUCUGAUAGAAUUGUAAGGGAUUUGAGACGUACUGAAAUUUGCGUUUCUUCGGAUGAAAAUACUGUAAUUCAUCCCUUGGAUAUUCUAAACAUUAUUCUAGCAAUUCUAAUAUUUUUAAUAAUUGGAAAAUUGCUAUACGACUACUGGUCUUUCAAGAAAACUGGCAAGCUGCCUUGGAUCGUUGCUAAGAUACCAUGAACGAAUAGGAAAAUAAAGACUUCUAAGAGAGUUCCUAAGAUAUUGGAGAAUUAAGGAAGCUUACUUUCAAUCCUGCCUUCUGACCUUCACAAUACUGAUGAUAUAAUUCGUCAGCAGCUGCUUUCUUUGCCACGCAUUCUCUCACACCGCGACCUGUAUUUAUUAAAAAAAAAAAAAAAAAAGAAGAGAAGGAUAAAUAAGAUGCAGAAAAAGAUGUAAAAUAAGCUGAAGAGAAUAGUUAUUUGAAUUUUUAAAUUAAACCUUCGGUGAUGUAGCCUAAUGCAGAACAAGUAGCGACGUAAGUCAAACCCUGAUAAGUUUUUAUUUUUUCCACAGAAUACUUCGGAACUGGAAUUUCUUUUUCAAGACAAAGCUGGUAUAACUUUCUUUGAGCUGUUUCUCUUAGACCGUCCAUGCCUAGGCUAAUUAUUUCUAUCAGUCUAUCAGAUAAAAUUUCAAUCAUUAUUCAAGUGAUAAAUGAAAUACUUAUGAAUUAGAUUUUUACGUUACGUACUCUUCCUCGGCAAGAUCGGCGAGUGUAGUGAGUUUUUCAUCUUUCAUUUGUUGAUUUGCAAUCAUUUGCAAAAUUUUCGAGGCCAAGUCGUUUUUGGUUGACUCUUCGGUUAAACCUCUACAUGUCGCUGUUAAUUAGCAUAAAAUGCUUUAAGUAGACACGAAGCGAAAAUUUACGAAUCGAUCUUUUGUAUUUUUUAACAUUAAUUGUAUUGUCAAAUUUUAUAUCAAAUUAUAUUUUAUGUAUUAUCAAAA